AUGACGAGCAAGAUUUCAAAAGACGUUUUGCUGAAAAGGAUUGAUGAUAUCUUGGAUUACAGUCUGAAGGAGCACAAGCGAAAGUUCUUGGAGACCGUUGAGCUCCAGGUUGCACUUAAAAACCUCGACCCUGCAAGGGAUCGACGUUUCGCAGGAACCAUCAAGCUUAAGCAUAUUCCUCGGCCAAAAUUUUCCGUUUGUGUCUUGGGUGACCAACAGCAUUGCGACGAGGCUAAAGCUAACGGUAUUCCGUGCAUGGAUGUUGAGGAGCUGAAGAAGCUCAACAAGGACAAAAAGCUCGUAAAGAACCUUAGCAAGAAAUAUGGUGCUUUCCUUGCCAGCGAAAGUGUUAUUCGUCAAAUUCCAAGAAUAUUGGGUCCAGGCCUAAACAAAGCUGGCAAGUUCCCAACUGCCGUCUCCCAUCAGGAACCUCUCGUCCAAAAGGUUGAGGACAUUCGAGCCACGAUCAAGUUCCAGAUGAAGAAAGUGCUCUGUCUUGGUGUUGCUGUUGGUAAUGUCAAGAUGACCAGGGAACAGCUUCAGCAGAACAUCACCUUAUCCAUUAACUUCUUGGUUUCUCUCUUAAAGAAGAAUUGGCAAAAUGUUCGUGCUGUAUACAUAAAGUCCACUAUGGGUCCAUCACACCGAUUGUACUAA
This is a messenger RNA of Rodentolepis nana, 657 nucleotides long. Lineage: Eukaryota; Metazoa; Platyhelminthes; Cestoda; Cyclophyllidea; Hymenolepididae. The record is from the annotation of a GenBank genome assembly.